Pomacea canaliculata is the source of this 3292-nucleotide messenger RNA. Its product is annotated as cilia- and flagella-associated protein 73-like. Lineage: Eukaryota; Metazoa; Mollusca; Gastropoda; Architaenioglossa; Ampullariidae. The coding region runs from base 116 to 1186 and encodes 356 amino acids. The record is from RefSeq and is a predicted model, not a curated record. The transcript has 8 exons.
CACCUAGGUGCGCUAGUAAGCUUCGUGCGGUUGUUAAGAAAUGGCUACGCUGAGUUAAGAGCACUUGUAAUCAGCUGAGAGCUUAAAGAUUUUGUGCGGUAAUCAGCAGCUUAAUAUGGCGUCAACGGGACAGUCAUACAAGCUCGAUCUCAACACUGGUAAACGUAAUGUCUUCGUUACUCAGCUGCACGACAGAGAAGAUGAAGAUGACACUCUGGCAUUUCCUGUCGUCAAGGAGUCAGGAGACAAACUUAUCGAGACAGGUCUAAACACUCUUCAGCGUACACUACUCCUUAAAAAAGAAGCUGAAGUGAACAGGGUUGAUGCUGAACUAGAAGCCAAGCGCCAUGAAUUCAAUCAGCGAAUGGAAUCUUGUUCCCAGAGACAGCUUGAGGUGCAAAAGAAACAACAGCGAAUGAAAGACAGGGUGAGCAAGUUUGAGAAAUUCAUUCAAGAAAAUGAGGCCAAAAGAAGGCGUGCCAUUCAGAAGUAUCAACAGGAAGUUAAGCUCAGUGAGCAGAAAACUAAUGAGUUCAACCAAUUACUUGAACAGUUGGAGGCGCUCAAGGCCAGACAUGCACACCUGUCAAAGAAGCUACAGAAGUAUAAAAAGUAUGAAGAGUAUCUAAUAAGAGUUAUUGAUGCAAUGCCAGAAGAUUAUCUACCAUCAUCUGAGGACAAAGUGAAGGGGCUGAUGAUGCGACAUCGGACUCUGAGCGAGUCAAACGGGGAUCUUAUUACAAAUGUUGUCAACAUGGCAGAUGAACUAGAAGACCUAAAGCAGGUCUUGGAGAACUUAAAGCAGGAGCAUGCCAAACAAAAGGUCUCUGACAGCAGUGCCUUAGCACGCCUCCAAGGACAGCAAGAGCGAUUUGCCGAGACCAACCAGAAAACCGAAGCCAAGUUCUCCAGUACUGAAGGCCUCAUGAGAAAAAGGCGGACUGAACUGGGAAUGAUUUUUAUGGCCAUUGACAAUAUCUAUGAGAAAUGCAGGAAAGCUGGACUUACAAGAGAAGACGAGCAUGUUUUUUGGGUACAAAAACUAUACACAAUCAGAGACUAUUUGAACGAUAGAAAGGAUGUGGCCCAUAUGGCAAUGCACAGUACUAAUUCUGCCAGCAUCACAGCUUCUGCUAAAGGGCAGAGAAAAGUGCAGGCUGUCAAAGAUCUUGCCCCCAAAAUAUAAAUAGUAUUUCUUGUGAAGUGAUAAUCUGCAUUUUAAAAAUAUGGAAGUGUGUGUGUGUUGGAGGGGGUAAAAUGUAAUUAAUUUUUAACAAUAUCUGAAUGAUGAUCUGAAUCUAUGCAUGAAUUUCAGUAUCCAGCCCAUCGUUUGGUGUACAUCUAAAGUAUACCAAUUGAUCUUUAUGAAGAAAGAUGAUUUUGCUGCUAAAUUCUAAGUACACACUAGUUUGAAUUAUAAAAGUUGAUGUUUGGAUAGUGUUAGUCAGAACAGAUAUCCUUGGCAUGUAAAGCCAAUCUGUUCCUAAUCUGUUGGCUAAAAAAUUAUAGAAUACCUAAUGAACAUAGGUAAUAGUUUAAUAAUAAGAGUGCAUAAUAAUACUCUGUGUAUAUAUAUUAUCCAUUUCGAUGUUAGUUAAAUUGCUAUUAAUUGAAUGUACGACUCUUUGUCAGUACUUGCCAGAGCAUGUUCUUCGUAAAAGAAAAAAAAAUGUUUUUCAUUGACUCAUUUAAGCUAGACUAACAUUAUAAUAAAUUACACAUCAUGAAUGAAAACAAAUAUAAUAAAACCUGUUGUCUGAUCUGCCAAAAGGAUAUCAGCAUUUGUUUUGCAUAGAAACUUUUUACAGGUUCAUUGCUUGAAGUUUAUUUAUGGAUUGAUGCUGUAUAUUUUAUACUGAAGAUUAGUGACUUAUCUAAUGGGAUCAUGCCAUUUGCUAUUGGUUUGGGUGUAUAUGUAUAGGUCACAAGCCUCAAAAAAAAAUCUCAUUAGAGUGAAACAAGUACAAGCUUUCGGCCCUAUGCUCCACUGGGGGUGAAUAGGAAGAAGUACAUGCUAUAGGAAGAGCAAACAGAAUUGGAGUAAAGUCUCAUUCUUGCUAGACAUCUGUUUAAUCAGAUUAAUUUAUUCUGUUGUGAUCAGGGUGAAGUCUGCUUACAGACUGGCACUGCCAUUAACCACUCCAGCACUAGUUUUAGUAUGCUCGAUGCCUGCAGGUUUGUGCAUGAAAUUAUAAGUGGGACUGAAAGCAUGAAACUAAAAAUGGAAAAGGUUGGAAAAUCCAAGACAUGGAUACUGUGUGAUUCCAGAGAUGGUCAUUUUAUGUGGACUAAUUCCACUUUCUUGAUUUUUUAUUUAGAAAAACAUAAAUCUAAAUGCCUUUUUGUUAAAACAGGUAAUAUUUAUAAAUGAAUAUAUGGAUAAAUGAACAAAUCCAUGCUGGUAUGAAUUCUAUGGAUGUGGCAUGUAGAGGCAAUUGAUUUGAAAAAAAAGGUAUCCAGGCAGAUGUGGUGUGAAGGUAUACAAUUACGAAAGUGACCACAAUUUUUUGGCUCAAUCUGGGGACAUAGGAUAGAGUAGCAUAGACUACAUACGUUUCAAGAAGAGACUGAGGACAAAAUGGAGACAUGUUUCUGAGUAGGGAAAGUUGUCCAAAAAAGGGUAUUGUCCCCAGAAAAUGGGGACAGAUGGUCACCUUACAAUUACCAGAUUCUAACUAUAGUAUUUGACAGUUGUAAAUAAAUUUUUUGAAAUGGUGAGGGCAUUUUUCUAUGGUGUGAAGUUAUUGCAACAAAAAUUGUGAAUGUAUAUCUGCAUACUGUGGGUGCUGUAAAUGUUGUUAUGGCUUGGUCAACACAAUGGUAAUCAUUCUAAAACAAAGAGAGGUCAGGAUGUUGCACGAAAAAAGAGCAAUAACCAAAAAAAUUACUCACUUAUAAAAGUGCUUUCUAAUACUUGCCAAAAAUUUUAAAGGUAAAUUUUGAGCGCUUUGAAAUCAAAUACAAAGAGACAAUUAUUCAGAGUAUUGUUUAUCAGAUUAAGACACUAUAUAAACAAAGCAAUAGCACAUAAAGAGUCAACAAAACAUUUAUUUUUGGACAAUAAAGGUUCUUUAAAAAUUAUGAAUAAAAUUAUAAUGUAUCCAUAUGAUAAAACACUGCAAGAAUAACCUUCUAAGUAUGACCCUUCUGUUAGGAAAAGACAAAAUAUCAAAUUGCUAUGAAGUAUCAACAUGCAAUUAAUAAUGGAUCAGUUAAUAUAUGCCUUGUUUUUCAAAUGUGCUUCUGUUUUGUUUGUACUCAUUUUCAAGCAAUGAAAUAUAUGAAAAACAAA